Molecule: messenger RNA, 270 nt
Organism: Penicillium subrubescens
Lineage: Eukaryota; Fungi; Ascomycota; Eurotiomycetes; Eurotiales; Aspergillaceae
Exons: 2
Coding region: 1-270 (89 amino acids)
Source: RefSeq, a predicted model, not a curated record
AUGUCAAUCAGCUACCGAGGAAGACUAUUUCAGGUCUGGAUUGCCUUUCUCUCAUCAGACCUACAAUUUCGUGCUGCGUGUAUCAACAUCAACAUCAACAUCAACAUCAACAUCAACAUCAACAUCAACAUCAACAUCAACAUCAACAUCAACAUCAACAUCAACAUCAACAUCAACAUCAACAUCAACAACAACAACACAUCAACGGAUCACCGUGGAUCUUUCCUGUAUCUAAUUGCAGAAACUAUAUCGCAGAAUAUGGGAGUUUAG